Molecule: messenger RNA, 597 nt
Organism: Enhydra lutris kenyoni (northern sea otter)
Lineage: Eukaryota; Metazoa; Chordata; Mammalia; Carnivora; Mustelidae
Gene: SPMIP2
Product: chromosome unknown C4orf45 homolog
Exons: 5
Coding region: 1-597 (198 amino acids)
Source: RefSeq, a predicted model, not a curated record
AUGGCAUCUGUAUCAUUUCGAGAGCCAGUAUCUGCCACAGUAGGAAAACGGAUGAUCGUGACAGGCCCAGAUUAUAUAAAGGAUCAUCUACCUAAAGUUCAUCAGCACACGUCCUAUAUAGGAGAAAAACGCCCGGCAUUGGAAAAGACUGGAGAUCUCAGAUAUUUAUGGAGACCUGCCUCAAAUGGAAACUUACCAGCAAAAUAUAAAUACAAGUAUGUUGGUGAAGUUGGUUGGGGAAUACCAGAGUAUGAUUUUAUCAACCAAACAAGGCUUCGGACUGGCUUUCAGAUCAAGUAUGGAGAACUAAGUCAAGCCUCUAUUGAUAAAAUAAGCCACAGAUACCAAAACCCAUGGCAACCAAAACCUGAUAUUAUGGAUAUGCAAGGAAAAUACAGUCGUGGUUCUAUCGCCUGGCAUAUGGGAGAUUAUGAGAACAUCAAUGAGAGAAAUUCGAGAAGAUCUGUCCUUGUCAGGCAGAGCACAACAGCGUUGCCAAGAGCUUCCAGAUCACCUAAGUUGCCCAAGGUGCCAAGAAAGGAGGAGAAUGUAUUCCUAAGAACAAAGAUGUUCUCUUAUGUAACUGCAGUACAAUGA